GUAAAAAAUAAAACGUACAUUUAACAUCUUGAUUUUUAUUAAAAAUAGGGCAGUUGAGAGCUAACUAAUAGAAGUCAGUAAUUUUGUAGAAUUUGAAAAUUUGUGGAGCAUUCAUUCUGAUUGACCGCCUUCUGAACUUGUAGUAGCUUAUUCGGGAAAAAGUGGGGACUAAAGUCGAGAAUGAAGUAUUGGAUCUACUCGGCAAUAGACCCAGACUAACAUAUGCUUCGGUAGUGUGGUGGCCUAAAAGUACACAAAUAUCAGCUCAGAAAAAACUGUCCAGCGCACCCUUGAAAUCCUUAGAUGCUCUUUUAUUCUUACCCUUGCAUCACUGUAUAAAACUUAAAGCGGAAAAAGUUGCUCUUAAGCCGAAACGUGCAGAACAUUUUCUGGAAGGAGAUCCCACAGGUCAUUUACAUAUCCUGAAGGAUUUCAAUUGAACACUAUAGUAAGCAUGAAUUGAGACUGGAUGGAAACAAAGACUAAUUUCAGUGUUCCCUUCAAAAUGAUUAAAUUUAAUCGCAGUGAAUGGUGUUAAAGGAGCUUCCUACGUUCCCAGGGAACCCGGAAGAAUGGCCUUUAUUUAUAAGUUCGUUCACCAAUUCCACUAAUGCCUGUGGAUUCACGAAUGCGGAGAACCUGAUGCGAUUGCAUCUAUGUCUACGAGGACCCGCUUUAGACGCUGUACGAAGUAGGCUUUUGAUUCCGGAUUCUGUUCCGCAAGUAAUAUCCACACUGCAGACUUUAUAUGGGAGGCCGGAAAUAUUAGUGUAUGCUCUGUUGACGAAGGUUCGCGAAGUUCCAGCACCAAAGCCCGAUAAAAUCGAGACGCUCAUCGGAUUCGGAAUGGCGGUUCAGAAUCUCUACGACCACCUUCAUGUUAGUAAUCAGGAGGCACAUUUGAACAACCCUACGUUGCUUUAUGAAUUGGUGGAAAAGCUGCCGGCCAAUCUUAAGUUGGACUGGGCAAUGGUCAAACGUCAACAACCGGGAGCAGAUCUUCGAACGUUCGCUGCGUACAUGUCCACUAUAGUAUCUGCAGCUACGGAAGUUACUCUGAUAGUGGACCAAAAGCCGAGUCAAUCGAAGCACGAUAGAUCAAAGGAAAAGAAUUUCUGUAACUCACAUUCAGUGGAAGCUCACAGUCAACCCAAGCCCAUGGGAAGUAGUCCUAUGGGGAAGCAGUGCCUCGUGUGUCAAGAUCCCUCGCACAAAGUAAAGGAUUGUACUACAUUUCAGAAGAUGGAUGUCGACAAUCGAUGGAAAUUGGUACAGAAGUUAUCGCUGUGUCGCAAGUGUUUAUUUUCGCACGGCAAGCGCCCAUGCAAAUCUAAGGGACGUUGCGACGUAGAAGGUUGUGAGUACAGGCAUCAUCCGUUGUUGCAUUCCACCGCGAAGAAGAACAGUCCAACAACGUCCAGCAACACUGCAGUGCAGAACCAUCAUCACUCCGGGCGAGGAUCACUGUUUCGCAUCAUUCCCGUGACGCUGUACGGGCGAGAACGAUCGAUUACGACGUUCGCUUUUCUAGACGAUGGAUCGUCUAUAACUCUGGUCGAAGAUUCGUUAGUUGAAUACCUAGGUAUCGAAGGCAAAGUCGAUAAUCUGUGUCUAACUUGGACGGCUAAUGUUACUCGCUCAGAGGAGCUGUCUAAACGGUUGGACAUAUCGGGUGUCGCACAGCAGAAGAAAUUCACUAUUGCUGAAGCACGAACGGUAAGGAACUUGGGAUUACCCAAGCAGACCAUGUGCUACGAGGAAUUCGUGGAACUUUAUCCACACCUCGCUGGGAUACCGAUCCAAGACUAUGAGGAUGCUGUUCCAAGAAUUUUAAUUGGAAAUGAUAAUGCACAUUUGAGUGUUACCUUGAAGAUGCGUGAGAGGAAAAUGGAUGAGCCCAUCGCCACCAAAACGCGACUGGGAUGGUCAAUCCAUGGUCCAACGGCGACGGUGGAAAAGAAACGGUGCUUCAGUAUGCACAUGUGUCAGUGUGCCAGUAAUGACGAAAGCUUGCACGAAUUAGUGAAGCAGUAUUUUUCGCUGGAUAAUAUGGGGGUGUCUUUGAAACGAAACGUAGAGUCCGACGAAGAUCAGCGAGCGAGGCGAAUUUUGCAAAACACUACACAACGUGUUGGCUUUCGUUUUGAAAUCGGCUUGCUGUGGAAGUACGAUAACUUCGAAUUUCCCGACAGCUAUUUCAUGGCUGUUCGAAGACUGGAAUGUCUGGAGCGAAGGAUGAAAGCGAAUCCCGAACUCUGUGUUGGUGUGAAUAAACAAAUAGAAGAAUAUAAAAGAAAAGGAUACAUCGUGAAGGCAACUGAAGAAGACCUGAUUACUGCGGAUCCUCGAAAAGUUAUGUAUUUGCCAUUAGGUGUGGUCAUCAACCUCAAAAAGCCAGGCAAAAUCCGCAUUUUCUGUGAUGCGGCCGCGAAAGUGGACGGAGUGAGUCUAAAUACGAUGCUAAUUAAAGGACCUGACUUACUAGUACCCUUGAAGUCGGUUCUGACCGGUUUCCGUGAACGGAGAGUAGCGGUUUGCGCGGAUGUGAAGGAAAUGUUUCACCAAAUGGUAAUGAGACGGGCAGACAGACAAGCACAACGAAUCUUGUUGAGGCAGAAUCCGAACCAGGAACCACAGGUUUACUUCAUGAAUGUGGCCACCUUUGGUUCUGCAAGUUCACCGUGUUCUGCACAAUUUGUUAAGAACCUUAACGCUAGCGAAUAUGCGGACAAAUACCCGGACGCGUCGGAUGCCAUAAUACGGAAGCAUUAUGUUGACGAUUAUUUGGACAGCAUGGACAGCGAAGAGGAAGCGAUUAGAAGGGCGAAAGAGGUAACAUUCGUCCAUUCGAGAGGCGGGUUUAUAAUUCGUGGGUGGAUGUCAAACUCAGAGAAGGUGUUACAAAAGCUGGGUGAGUCCACGAGCGCUGAAGUUAAGGAGUUAUCCAAGGAGAUCGGAAACUUCUCAGAACGAGUGUUAGGAGUAUUAUGGAUGCCACGAGUUGAUGCCUUCACGUACUCUGCCAACUUCGUUACAGUGCCUGAGUGGCCUACCAAAAGGGAGCUGCUCAAGACGGUGAUGAGUCUAUAUGACCCUCUAGGAUUUCUAUCGCACUUUACCGUUCACGGAAAAAUCCUCCUACAGGAUGUUUGGCGCAGUGAUGUCGCAUGGGACGAUAAAAUCCCAUCUGAGCUCAAGCAGCGAUGGGACCAAUGGGUUGCUCUUUUCCCCUCUUUGGAAAAGGUGCGCGUGCCGCGUUGUUAUUUUCCGGGGCAGUCGUCAACGAAAUUAAAAAAUAUACAAUUGCAUAUGUUCGUGGAUGCCAGUAUGGCCGCAUUUGCUUGUGUUGCUUAUCUGCGCACUGAAGUAGCUGGACAAAUACAAUGUGCUUUGGUAACCGGGAAGGCGAAGGUAGCUCCACUCAAGUUAAUGUCUGUGCCCCGAUUGGAGCUCCAAGCUGCGGUGCUAGGGGCGCGACUGGUCGAGAGCAUCUGCUCCACUCACACUCUGCCUAUCACGAAGAGAUUCAUUUGGACCGACUCGAAGACAGUGUUGGGAUGGAUUAACUCCGAUCAACGAAGAUAUCGCCAAUUCGUGGCUUUCCGCAUUGGGGAGAUCCUUGAGAAAACAAAAGCCAACGAAUGGCAUUGGGUUCCCUCGGAUUCGAAUGCCUCUGAUGAUGCGACCAAGUGGAAAAGGGGACCGAAUUUGUGCCCGGAAGGUCGCUGGUUCGGAGGACCUGAUUUUUUACAUUUGAGUGAGGAGUAUUGGCCAUCAAUCCCAGAAGAGAAAUAUGACACAACUGAGGAACAGCAGUCCAGUAUGGUAAUGCAUCAUUAUAUCAUCGAUUCGGUGUUUGACUGGGAGCGGUUUUCAAAUUGGAACCGUUUGUCUAGAACCGUUGGGUUCGUGGUUCGAUAUCUCGGAAAUUUGAGGGCAAUAGCACGGCGACUUCCUACAACGAAGGGCCCGCUGAGUCAAGAAGAGUUGGCAAAAGCGGAGGCGUGGAUAUUUCAUUCAACCCAAAAAGAGAUCUUCGCAAAGGAAGUGACCAUGUUGUCUACAGUUGAUACUACAGGAAAAAGUGUGAGACUAAAUAGUGACAGCAAGCUCUUCAAACUUUCUCCGUUUCUUGAUAACAACGGCGUUUUGCGUGUGGAAACCAGGAUAAGUUUAGCAGCAUUUGCAUCAUAUGACACAAGAAAUCCUAUCAUUCUUCCUCGGUAUCAUCGUGUAACCAAGUUGAUCAUCUUGUGGUAUCAUCAGAAGCUUCUACACGGUAAUAUGGAAACCGUAAUUAAUGAGUUACGACAGCGAUUCCAUGUAUCCAACCUACGCACCGUCGUUCGAGGCGCAGUGAAGGAAUGUCUGCAUUGUAGAGUGUCCAAGGCAGUUCCUUCGGUACCCAGAAUGAGUUCUCUACCAGCGGCCAGGCUAGGGGCAUUUUUUCGACCGUUUACAUUUGUCGGUCUGGACUACUUUGGCCCAAUGACGGUCCGCGUAGGACGUAGCAAUGUGAAACGUUGGGUAGCGUUAUUUACGUGUCUUUUGAUCCGUGCUGUGCAUCUAGAAGUCGUGCAUUCAUUGUCGACAGAAUCAUGUAAGAUGGCUGUUCGGCGGUUUGUGGCACGGCGUGGAUCUCCGUCAGAAAUUUACAGCGAUAACGCGACAAACUUUCUAGGUGCCAGCAACGAACUUCGGAACGAGAUCAGGUCCAUCAACGGGAACAUAGCUGAAACUUUCACGAAUUCCAACACAAAGUGGUUAUUCAUUCCCCCGGCCUCCCCACACAUGGGAGGCGCUUGGAAGAGAAUGGUGCGAAGCGUAAAAGUUGCAUUUUACGCUAUCUCCACUACUAAGCUUCCCACGGAGGAGGUGUUUGGUACUGUUUUAGUGGAGGCCGAGAGCAUAGUCAACUCCAGACCUUUGACCUUUGUACCUUUGGAUGAAGAAAAUCAAGAAGCACUAACACCUAACCAUUUUUUGCUUAUGAACUCAAAUGGAGUUGUGCAGCCUUCGAAAACGAUAGACGAUCCGGAUGCUGUAUGCCGUAGUGAUUGGGACUACUGUCGACGCAUGGUGGAUUUAUUUUGGCGACGAUGGAUACGCGAAUAUUUGCCCAUAAUAUCCCGAAGGACUAAAUGGUUUGGGGAGGUAAAACCGGUAAAGCAAGAAGAUUUAGUAAUCAUCAUUGACGAUAGAAAGCGGAAUGGAUGGAUGCGCGGACGAGUGCUGCAAGUACAGAUGGACCAAGAUGGACGUGUACGCCAAGCGUGGGUACAAACAUCGACCGGAGUGUUGCGAAGACCGGUAGCGAAACUCGCGGUACUAGAUCUUGGUUCUGGUAAAACUGGUCCUGGGAACGCUGACCAGUGUUACGUCCCGGGGAAUGUUGCGACGGUUACGAGCACAUACGUUAGACCCCUCGUUGCCCCCAACGAUACCGUUGCUGGCGAGAUAGAUAGGAUCUGAUCGGCCAUCAUUCAUAAACCAAAUUGAACACAAGGUACACCAGUUUCCAGUUUCUAUUAUAUUUAUGCGCAAUUGUUGAAGUUUAUAGUUUCGUAACAAUUUCUUGAAGUCGUAAGUGGCACUGAAUUUAAAAAUGAAUUCGAUUACAUUAUGCCUUACUGAAUUGAUAGGUUCUAGGAACAUCUACGAUUACACAUUUGUUGGAUAGGAGAAAAAUUGGAGGUUAAACUAGAUGUAAGUAAUUGUGAUUAAUGAUAGUUAAAUAUCGGCUGAAUAAAUGCUUUCAGCUUUUAGCAUUUUCCAUCUCGAACAAAGGUGGAUUCGCUCAGGAGAAAUCCGAAAUUUACUCUUCCAACAGAAUGGGAAGAAGUUGAUCUUAAAACUCGUCCAGGAUCACCCGUGUUUUAUACCAAUGGGUCUAAAAUUGGCAAAUCUACAGGAGCUGGAAUUAUUGGACCUGGAAUCAACAUGUCAAUUCCAAUGGGACAGUGACAUACAGUUUUUCAAGCAGAAAUACAUGCUAUUCUAACAUGCACAAAUAUUUGUUUGUAUAGAGCAGCGAUACUCACUGGGGCGAACCAUCAAUCAAUUUUCAUUGGUUUUAGAGAAUCAAGCAUUCCUGUAGGGGGAUGAAGCCACCACAGCAUGUUAGAAUAUUGUAGUAUUGAAAAUACACGACAUUGCUUUUUCAGAGUUCCCAAGUUUUGCGAAAAAAAAUGAGACACGAACAAUAGAUUCUUUCAUUGGUGCACGGACCAUAUCUCUGGAGGAAUGUUCCUAGCAGCGAAAACAAUCUUCAUUGAAAUGAAAUAUUUUAUGGCAUAUUUGGUUGUCUGGGAAGUUUGUGAUGCCAUUGAUGAUAAUUAAAUCGAAAUGCUGAUCAAGAAUAAUCCUCAGUACACGACGCAUAAAAUAGCAGAUUCAUAAUUAAUAUUUACAUUUAAGAUACCUGAUGAACAUUGAUUACAUAAAACACUACAAAGUAUGGGUUCCACACUAUUCGACCGAAAAAAAUGGAUGGGUUAUAUCUAUGAUAUAACCGCAAAGUUGACGUGGGACUAGCUUAGCUUAGCAAUCAUUUGUUUGUAUUGAUUAAAUUUUUGAUUGAAUGAAACAAUUUCCGGAUUCAAUCGAAUUCAAUAUAUAUUCUUUGUGAGUAAAGAGAUUGAACAAAUGCCAUGUAAGGUCAAUUCAUGCAUUGUGAUAGAUUAUGUUCUUCGUUACAAAUAAAUUCAAUGACAGUCCUUUUUCGUUUCAUAUGAUGGCUAGGACAAAAUAUGUGAACGGAAGAAUUAUCAAACGAUUAUUUUAUUUUACAUUUCCAUCUCAAGUUUGCAUUUCUCAAGUGUACGUACUUCUCGAACCGCGAAUUCGCUUGAUUUGAUGAACUUCAGGCACUCAUUGCCAGAAAGUCAGUGAGCAGAAGAUAUGAAGGCAUAUCCUUCAAUGCAAUCUUGAAUCCAAAGCGAACCAAAGCGUUGUGUUCGUACCCGUGUUUGUAAUCCGUGUUAGGAAAACACUUUUCGGAGUGCAAAAAAAAACAUGCGGGUGCAAAAGUACCCCCGGCUUGCAUGAAGCAACAACUUCAACUUAUACUUGUUAUAUUAUAAAGCCUUUGAACUUGAAGGUUCAAUCGCCUCUAAUGUUUACAAGAUUUUCCCAGGUUCCUAAGUUCAGAAGACCAUUUUAAGGAAACAUAUUCUAGACUGCACAAAGGCAAGCGAGUUCGAUUGUACUCGCAGUUUGAAUUUAUUUGCAAUGCCAAUUUCCCCACGCUCCAUGGAUUUGAAGUCUGUGUUAGGGAAACACAUUUCAGACGGAACAAAAAUACCCGCGAUUUUCAUGUAUUUGCAAUGUCGAUUUCUCCAACACUGCUUGGUUUUGAAGUCUGUGUUAGGGAACACAUUUUGGUGAGAACAAAAAUCCCCACACUUUCAUGUAUUUGCAUUGCCGAUUUCCACAAGGCUGCUUGGUUAUGAUGGCUGUGUUGGGGAAACCGUAAAUCGGGCCAAUCAAAACGAGGCAGUUAGGGCGUUUAGAUAACGCUUAACAUUUUACAGUUUAUCUAAUGAAAAAUAACAUUUUAUUAAUUGCGAUAGAUGCGUAGAAAUAUUCCCUGUCAAUUGAUGCAAACAUUUUUCCGAUCCAGUAGGAAAUAUUCGAGUUAUAAGCAUUCGGAAUCUUUCAUGUUUUCCCGCAUGUUCUGUGUUUAGGUUUUCAUUUUACUCCCCAUAUACUCCGGUUAGACGUAGUCCCACGUCAAAACAUUUAAUUGAUCACAUCUCCACCAGCGAUGGGCGAUUAAAAGUUUAAUCAUUCACAACAACGUUGAGCGAAAAAAAAAUCUUUGGGACAAGCGAAAUGAACCACCAUUAGUUAUCCUCAAAGCCAAUCUUAACCCGGAGGAAGGGCCAAUGCUAUCGAUAAACGAGGCUUCCGACUUUCGGCGUAAAAAAAAGUGGUUCCAUGGUGGUCUACAGACAUAAGGUUGCAAUUCGGGAGUCAAAAUUUACAACCGCAUCCCCCGCCAUAGGUUGAAAAUCCGAGGAGUGGGGGUUGACUGCAACCUGAGCUUCCAUCACCAUUUCGAGCUGUUCCACUCGGUUUAAUCCUUUUGAAAAUCAUCUUUAAACUACACCGGAGUAAUAACCAAAAAAUCCGUUUACGGGUGGCCAAGGCCAUCAUCAAAAACCACUUCACUCCUAAAAGCUCUAUCUGCGAUUUACUACAAUGCACUGCGAAUUAUUUCUGGCAUGAUACCAUCAACACCAGCUGCCUCGUUAUGCGCUGAAGAAUAGGAACCUCCGUUUAACAUCCUCAUGACGCAACAAUAGUCUCCUGGACUGGGAGCUUCCUCACCUAAAACAGCGGUAGUGAGGAGACGCACCUGACGUCCUCGCAAACGAAAUUUUACCGCAGGUGACACACUUCAUUCACCCACCUAUAGCUAAACAGCUUUGGUUUGGGACCAAUGACUAGAGGAUAACGGUGGUCCGAGUGGAAAAAAUAAUCUAAAACAACUUCCGAGCUGGGGUGAGCUAAGUGGACACGAAGCAAAUCUUUCUCGAACUUGUCUCAGGGGAAUAAAACAAAUACGAGAUUCGAUACAUGGACGGAUCCAUUGGGAUGCAAGGAGUUGGUUUCAUGGUAAGCGUUAACAAUUACUCUCCAAACUUUAAACUCGCCGACUUCCGCCAGACAUUCUCGGCCGUAGCUGCCGUAACUUUUGCAGGCUGCCACUAUCAACCAACCAAAUCAAUCCUGAUAAUUACCGACUAGGCCAGCGCCAUCGAUGGGGCCGACGCGGUCGGGCCUAGUCAACCAUGGAUACAAGUUAUCAAGAGGUGUCUACUGCCGGAUUCAGUCCUCAUGUGGGUCCUAGAAUAUAGCGGCAUAGCCUGCAAUGAAAUGGCCGAUCAUUUUGCCGGAAUAGGUCACUUUGGACAGCUUCUGAAGAAUGAAGUUAAACUGGAUGACUUCAAAUUAUGGAUUACGAACAUUUUCAGAAAUUUUUAGGCAGAAAAAUGGUCCGCUGGCUGGCGAUCUGUGCGUAGUCCGCAAGUCGAUCGAACACAUCGUUUGUGUUUGCCUGAAAAAUUUAACGGAAGCAAUAGGGUGGCAAUCGAUGUAUGGGAAAAAAUUCAUCAUCGAAUUUCAAAAACCGACCAUGUACAUUUUGUUUAUUGGCCCAAAAAAAUGAUCUGUGUAAAGUUUCAGCUCGAUCGGACAUGAUUUAGGGGUGCCUCAAAGCGCUCAAAGUUUUUAUUUUUUGAUCCUCGAAAAUCUUCCAAGCGGGAAAGGAAAUUUGAAAAAUCAAUCAAUCAAUCUGUCUUUUCGACUUUUUGGGACUUAGCCUUGAGAGACAAUGAAGGUAUGGAAAAAAUAAUUAUCGAAUUUAAAGAACCGACCAUGCACAUUUGUUUAUUGGUCCAAAAAAAUGACCUGUGCAAAAUUUCAGCUCAAUCGGACAUGAUUUAGGGGUGUCUCAAAGCACUCAAAGUUUUGAACCACAGCACAACUCCUACAGGCUUCUACAGAAAAAGAAGAAUAUUCUGAUUGAUAAUAUGCUUUGUACAAGUACCAUUUAUUUCUCGUGUUAAAAACAGUACACUGAUAAGGAGUUUGAGGUUUUUAAUAUGCAAAUCAAAUUCUAUCUCUUAUUAAUAAGACUAUAAU
Molecule: messenger RNA, 9648 nt
Organism: Toxorhynchites rutilus septentrionalis
Lineage: Eukaryota; Metazoa; Arthropoda; Insecta; Diptera; Culicidae
Exons: 2
Coding region: 529-5472 (1647 amino acids)
Biological process (GO): DNA integration
Molecular function (GO): nucleic acid binding
Source: RefSeq, a predicted model, not a curated record